AUGCAGGCUCGGGUGAAGGUUUACAAGCUGGACCGCGAGGGCUCCUGGAGCGAGAAGGGCACCGGCUACGCGUCCGUGGAGUUCCUGAGCCAGUGCGAGGCGCCAGGCCUGGUGGUGGUGUCUGAGGAGGGCGAUGGCAAGCCGCUGAUGGUGCACCGGAUCCGGCGGGACUUGCCUUACCACAGGGCAGGGGAGGACACGAUCAUCUCCUGGCAGGACCCCGAGUUCGGCACGGAGGUGGCGCUGAGCUUCCAGGAGGCCGUGGGAUGCGACAGCAUCUGGAGCGAGCUGGGCGCCCUGCACUCGGAGGCCCUGGGGCCGGGCGGGAACCGCAGGCGCGGCUGCGUGGAUGAGUUCGAGAGCGUGACGUCAGCCAGCGGGGAAGAGGCCGGGGCGGGCAGCGCGCCGGAGCUGCCGCCGCCGAGCUCGGCCAAUUUGGAGGAGCUGGCGCGGGUGGUGGCCGAUGCGGGCCCGCACCAGCGGGAGGCCCUCGCGGCGCAGCUGCUGCAGGGCGGCUACGUGCCCAAGGUGCUGGAGCUGUUCGAGGCGUGCGAGGAGCGCGAGGACCGGUCGGCGCUGGUGCUCAUACACCGGGUGGUGCGGGGGAUGAUAAUGCUCACCGACGCGGCGCUGCUGGAGGAGCUGCUGAAGGAACAGCACGUGAUCCCGGUCGUGGGGGCGCUGGAGUACGACCCCGACGUGCCCGUGCACGUCAGGCACAGGGAGUUCCUGAGGGACAAGGCGGUGUUCAAAGAAGUGGUGGCCGUGAUGGACGAGGCAGUGAAGGCUAAGAUUCACCAGACCUACAGGAUACAGUACCUCAAGGACGUCAUCCUGCCCCGUGUGUUGGACGACCAGGCCUUCGCGACGAUGAUGUCCCUGGUGGUUCUGAACAACAUGGACGUUGUGUGUGAACUUGGGCGGGACGAGGCGUUCCUGCCAGAGCUUUUCAGGAAGCUGCGGGACGGAGCCACUGGUGACCCUCACUGGGCCGACCUGGUGGCUUUCCUGCAGGAGUUCUGUAGCCUGCUGCGCCACCUGCAGCCCACCCUGCGGCAGCAACUGUACGCAAAGCUGGUGGACUUGGGGCUGUAUGAAGUGCUAACGCGCGUGAUGGCUGGAUGUAAGACGGACAUGCGGCUCAAGGCAGCAGAUAUUCUUUCAUCUGCAGUGCAGCAGGAUGGGCAGUCGCUGCGGAUGUUCCUAGUGGAUGGUCCUGACCACGAGCUGUUCUACCUGCUUGUGAGGGAGCUGACUGAGGGGGGGGACUGUGGGCUAUCCGAGCAGAUAAUGGAUGUGGUCAGGGCCCUGCUGGACCCUGAGACAAUGGACCAGGGCGCCUCCGACAGGAAGAUCAUUGACAUCUUUUAUGAGAAGCACAUGCCUUCACUGGUGGCGGCGCUGAGUGGCGAUGGCUCAGAGCACAAGGGAUGUGCAGGGGCCGCGAACCGGGGCAUGAUUUUGGAGCUGCUGCGCUUUUGUGUGCAGCGCCACACAUACAGCAUCAAAUACUUCAUUUUGCGGAAUAAUGUGCUGGACAAGGUGUUGACAUUGCUGAGGGUGCAUGAAAAGUGGCUGGUGGUCGCUGCUCUUCGGUUUGUGAGGACGUGUGUGGCAGAGAAGGACGACUUCUACAACCGGUACUUGAUCCGAAACAAUCUGUUUGAACCUGUGGUGGACCUUUUCUUGGCGAAUGGUGAGAGGUACAACUUGUUGAACUCCACAGUACUCGAGCUGAUGGAGUUCAUUCGAAAAGAGAACAUCAAGACCCUGAUUGUCCACAUCGUAGAGAAGUUCCACCACAGGCUGCAGACAGUGACGUACGUAGACACGUUUGCACUCCUGAAGCAAAAGUAUGACCAGUCGAUGGAGGCGAGUGGUGGUGGCUUUGCUGAAGGGUAUGCCACGACGCUGAGGCCAGCAGGUGCCACCAGACGAGAUGCGAGGGAAAUGGAGCGGGAUGAAGAAGACUAUUUUCGCGAUGCUGGAGAGGACGAAGAUGCUGAGCAGGCCACAGAUGUGGCGAUGAUAUCAGCUGUAUCCACAAGUGGCGCUGCGGGGGAUGAACCACAGGGUGGGACAUGUGAUGUGAGGUUGGUCCCAUAUGAGGAGGAUGAGGAAGAAGAAAGCGAAAAGGGCAGGGUGGUGCAGGACAAGGGCAAGUUGCAGGAGUGUCAGAGUUUAGGCAGUGCACAGGGCGGCAAAAGGCUGCUUGAUAGCUCACCUCCCAGGGAGAGCGUCAAGAGGACCAGGACCAGCUGA
Ostreobium quekettii is the source of this 2262-nucleotide messenger RNA. NCBI's taxonomy places the organism in Eukaryota, Viridiplantae, Chlorophyta, Ulvophyceae, Bryopsidales, Ostreobiaceae. The record is from the annotation of a GenBank genome assembly.